Fopius arisanus is the source of this 3402-nucleotide messenger RNA. RefSeq names its product neprilysin-21. Bases 176 to 2314 code for a protein of 712 amino acids. The transcript is spliced from 17 exons. Gene Ontology annotation, cellular component: plasma membrane. Gene Ontology annotation, molecular function: metalloendopeptidase activity. The record is from RefSeq and is a predicted model, not a curated record. Gene Ontology annotation, biological process: proteolysis. Lineage: Eukaryota; Metazoa; Arthropoda; Insecta; Hymenoptera; Braconidae.
GUUACAGUACGCCUCAAUGACUCAGAUUCUCGGUCAGCUUUGUUUCCAAAAUUCGAUACAACGUACAUGAAAAUAUAUUAUACCUCCCGCUCGGUGAGACUAUAAAGUCAGCGAUAUUUUCGAAGUCUUCAUCAGUCAAAAAAACUACUGGCAAAGAUAUUUUUCGUCAUCAAGGAUGUUAACUUCCGGAGACACAUGGAUGCUAUUUGCGAUGUUGACAGCAUCUUUGGUUUUAUCAUCUUCAAUGCUAGAUGAUACACCGGAUGACAGUUCAGAACCUGAAGAAUCAAAAACCUGUACAACUGACGAUUGUAAAAAAGUUGCGCAGUUCUAUACAGAAACAAUGGAUAAGACAAUUGAUCCAUGCCAAGAUUUCUACAAAUAUACCUGUGGUGGUUGGAACCCCGAUACUUCAAUUCCAACAGGCAUAAACCGGUUAACCCGAUUAAAAUAUAUGGAGAUGCUGACUGAACAAAGUUUUAAAAGUGUGCUAGAGAGUCCACCAGAUGCUACCGAUAUUCUCCCUAUGCGACAAGCAAAAAAAUUCUAUCAGUCCUGCGUGAACGCUGAACUUUCGAAUUCGAUCAGAACCAUCAUAUCACUUUUUGAUGCCAUUGGAGGCUGGCCAAUGAUCAUAAGUAUUGAUGACUGGAAGAUAAAUUCCCGAUCAUGGCAGGAGAUCGACGCAUAUUUCGCCAAUUUGUCUGCUGUCCACACGUUUUUCGACGUUACCUCUGUCACUCUGAGUCCUGAAGAUCCAGCAUCUCAGAUGGUCCACCUAGAAUGGCCAGAUAUGGAUUACGUACCACCGUACAUCGGAGACUACUCUGAGCUUCAAAAGAAAAUUGAGACACUACAUGACAUAUUUACUUCGUAUACUAAAGCUCAUGUUUCUCAUGAACAAUUGCAAAAGGACAUCAGGGAUUUCUAUGACUUCGUCAGGAACUUCUCGGAUAUAAUGAAGCGCAACCGGGACAUUCCCCCACGUGUGAUGGAUCUGACAACAUGGAUAGACAUUUGGGAAAAAUCAAUUCAAUCAAAACCUGAUCCAAAGACUGUGAUAAACUGGAGGGAAGUCAUUCAGAGAAAUUUUGAUGUUUAUAACAUUGAGAUAAAUGAUGCCGCCCAAGUGACAGUUGAUUACUCUUACCAUCUCGAUUUCCUUGAAUUAUUGAGGUCAACUGAUGAGCGCACGAUCGUGAAUUUCAUCUACUGGACAUUUUUGCAUGAUACCUUGGAGGAGUAUGUUGUCGAAAUGAUGAAAGAUCCUGAGAACGUCGGAGCAGAUCGGUCGAAGUUCUGUAUGACGGCAACAAUAAUCGAUGACAUGAAGACAUAUUGGUUCAUAAACGAAUACGUCGCGGACUACAAUCGCCAUUUCGAAAAUGUUGACAGACUCGUUACGAAUAUCCAGAAAGAGCUGCAACUUCAAAUUAACAGAUCUGAUUAUAUGAGCAGUUCCUUUAAGCUCGAUAUGCAAAACAGACUCGAUGACAUAAUAUUUCGGAUUGAACCACCAUCAGAUUGGGCUAACAAUCGCUCACUAUUUGAAGAUUUCUAUACCGAAGAAUUGGUGUUUGAUGAUGAUUACGUGAUUAAUAGGAUCAAUUACGAGAGAUUUUCGGAGCAGCAUCGGCUCGUGGAUAUCAAACACCGACUUUCGAUCGGGUGGAUAAUCAAUUCGACGGCAGUAAAUGCUUAUUAUGACCAUGAUGAAAACGGAAUAUAUAUUCUGAGCGGUAUUACCCAGCUGCCUUCUUUUAGUUUGGCCGUUCCUGAAUACAUUAAUUACGGAGGUUUAGGAAUGAUUGUAGCGCAUGAAAUAGGUCAUGCCCUUGACCCGGAAGGAAUAGGAGAAAUGACAUUGCAAUCAUUCCAUUUGUCAGACAUUCUCACACGUGAGAAGUACAGGAGACAACUUGAAUGUAUUUCUGACUUAUUCAGAAAGUUUUACGAUUCAGAGACGAUUUCUCUCAAGCGGAUUGAAAAUGUCGCCGAUGCUUUUGGGAUGUCAUUGGUAUUGUCUGUUUAUAAACGUCUGAAACAGAAUGGAGAAAUCAAUGUAGCAUUGACGAUCCCAGGAUUUGAGGAAUUUACGGAUGAGCAGAUGUUUUUCAUAAAUUUCGCUCAGUUACAUUGCGAAAUUACAACCCCAAAUUAUACAGUGAAUCAUAAACAUCCAUACAGUUUACCCAAACUGCGGGUAAAUAUUGGGGUUUCCAAUUCUCCAGGGUUCGCUACAGCUUUCAGUUGUGCAGUUGGUAGUCCCAUGAAUCCUGUUAAAAGGUGUUCAAUUUGGAAAGAUGAACCCUAAAGCACCGAUUUAGUUUCAGAAUUUCAACAUUUUUCCAACAUGUUAACAGUGCUUUUAGGUUCAACAUCGAAGGUAAUUAACAAAACCCUGUAAUUUUAUAUGUACAAUAAUAAACAUGAUUGUCUGAUAAGUCUACUCCAGCGCGAGGGCUCCCAGAAUUAGUCCUGGACCCUAAAAGUAUCUAACGACGAUUCCCACGAAAUGGGAAGACGAAAUCUUCCAAGAAAGACAAAAAAGAAUAUACGGGCACUUAGGUAAAUCGUGACGACCUUGAGCGCAGCAUAAACCGAACAUAAACAGUAUUUUCCCAACAUAGUAGACGGGAAAUUUGUAUAGCGUUCUACAUCUUUGUGGUGGCAAAGGAGUCGUUGGCUAGGAUUUGGAUUAAGUAGAAAGGGGAACAUGAUAAUUCUCCAUGUGAUAUUUACAAGAAAAAUUACUGAAAAAAUGGAUACUCCAGACCGGGAUUUGAACCCAGGACAUUCCGAUUAUACAUCGGGUGCUCGCCUUUUUUUACGGUUUAUUUAUUUGAUCGUUUGAGUUUUUACAUUUUACAAAAUUACCCUAAAGUAGUUUAGAUUUAUCAGAAUAGAUGGUUUAUAUGAGAAACAUCUCGCUAUUCAUAAUGUCCUGCCUUUAGUGGGUUUUGGGUAAUGUUUAUCGGGGUUAUGUAUGAAUGAAUGAAUGAAUGCAAGAUAUCUGUUUUUCACAUUGCGUUGUACGUGUGGAAAAGUUGGGACCUUACUCGGGUGCUCUCCGAACUGAGCUAUCCGGCUCCUAACCAUUUCUUCAUUUCACUUUUCUUGUAUACAUCGAGCACCGCCGUCCUUCGUACGGCAAUCAUUUUUUUCUCUACCUAGUAGAGGGAGAAUUUGUAUAGCGUUCCAUAUCUUUGUGACGUCAAAGGAAUCGUUGGAUAGAAUUUGAAUUCCAAUUUGAAUUUUGAAUUUCCGCUGGUGCGGCGUGCAACGAAAAAUAGGUUACAAAAAAACAGGACGGAAAAUGGCCGUACUCCACGAAAGAAAUAACUGGAACUAAAAUGUAUAAUUCAGAUAUUUCACCUUCUAGAAUAAUGUAAAUGAUGAUCA